Messenger RNA from Neoarius graeffei (lesser salmon catfish), 2097 nucleotides. It is a transcript of the gene scoca, whose product is annotated as short coiled-coil protein a. Bases 746 to 988 code for a protein of 80 amino acids. The record is from RefSeq and is a predicted model, not a curated record. The transcript has 4 exons. NCBI's taxonomy places the organism in Eukaryota, Metazoa, Chordata, Actinopteri, Siluriformes, Ariidae. Gene Ontology annotation, cellular component: trans-Golgi network.
ACUCACAUUCACACCUACGGUCAAUUUAGAGUCACCAGUUAACCUAACCUGCAUGUCUUUGGACUGUGGGGGAAACCGGAGCACCCGGAGGAAACCCACGGGGAGAACAUGCAAACUCCGCACAGAAAGGCCUUCGCCGGCCGCUGGGCCCAAACCCGGACCUUCUUGCUGUGAAGCGACAGUGCUAACCACUACAUCAUCAUUCGUAAAUUAACAGUAGGCCUGAACAAAGUUGGUCACAUAUCCAUCCAAGGCUACUAAAACUUUUAAUAUCAUAACAUAGCAAAUUCAGUGGUAUCGUCAGUAUCAAACCAAUACCUCAAGAAUCGUAUCGGGUGGAAGAUUCGGAUCCUAGUCACUUGAUUUCAUAUCCGAUCCACCUUUGGCUGAAUCUCAAAUAACGCACUUUUAGACAUGUAGUGCACUACAUUAAGUGAACAACCUAUUAUUCUUUCAUCAACAUAGGGCACCUAUAUAGGACGCCGUGAGGAAUUUAGGCUUCAGCCAUGAAUAUUGGACAUUGACGCUUUGUUGGCUCCCUCUAGUGGUUAGAGUCAGUAUUACAGUAAAACUCGCUCCGACCCCCGGUGUGGUGUGGAGAGUCAUCAUUCCGGUGAUCCUUUGUGGGGGUUUUUUUUUUUUGGUUUAUUUAUCCCUGUGAGAUUAUUAUUUUAUCCAAAAGCUCACAGACGCUGACUGUGACCCUGCAGCCCUGCGCCCUAAACCAGAGGAGCAGCUCUCCACCAUGAACUGUGACAUAGAUGGAGACAUGGAGAAUCAGGUUGAAGUGGAGGAGAAGACGCGCCUCAUUAACCAAGUGCUGGAGCUCCAGCACACAUUGGAAGAUCUCUCUGCUCGGGUGGAUGCCGUGAAGGAGGAGAACCUGAAGCUGAAGUCAGAGAACCAGGUUCUGGGCCAGUACAUCGAGAACCUCAUGUCAGCCUCGAGUGUGUUUCAGACCACCGACACCAAGAGCAAACGGAAAUAAAACACACGGAGCGUCGUGUUCCUUCCCAACAGAUAGCUCGUCCUUUAACACAGAGGCCAGUAUGCACCAACGUUCAGGCUUUCACAUGUAUACCCAUGCUGAGCUCUGAGUUUAUUUGUUCUGUAAAAACGUUUCAUUCUUUGCCUCUGCGUUCACUGCCUUAUCGUCCUGGCCGGUUGUGGAUAAUGCUCACGCAGAGAGACGUACUUUCAGCCUGUGGUCCAAUAUCAACAGCAUUAAUGCGCAUUAGCUUCUCAGUAACCCGUUUGAUAAAAUAAUGCAGCCUUUUUUUUUAUGCAGGUCAAUCAUGUUUUUGUUUUAAUGACCGGCUUGUUUUUUUUUAAACUUUUAUAUUACGAUAUGUUAAAGAGAGAAGCAUAGAAAAGACGCGCCGUGUACUCUGCAGCACAGGAAGAUUAGCCUGAACGUGCAUGAGGUGCCAUUAUUUAUUCUUCCAAAGAGACGUGCAUGAUUUAAGAAGCUGAUAUUGGUGAAUGAAUGGGAACAAUGAAGAACUAUCAUGGGCAGUUUAUUUUGCAUUGGUAAAAAGUCAGUGAAGGGGCUGGUUAUAAAUAUUCAGGGUCUGUACGUGACGUCCUACUUGAGCCCGGUCAGGUGAAGACAAUGCCUUUAUUGUCACGUAUACAAAUACAGUACAGUUACAUUCUUGUCUUUGCAUAUUCUCGCUUGGGUCAGCUAUGGUACAGCGCUUCUGGAGCAGAGAGGGUUUAAGAGCCUUGUACGAGGAUCCAGUAGGCCCCAGCAUGCAUGCACGCUUGGUAGACAUGGGCCACGACUUUGCAUUGACAAGUCAAAUACAAUUUACACACCACAAUGGGGCCUUCUGCAAAAUCCCAAUCCAUAGGAAGGACCAUGAUCGACGUCCUUCAUCUCCAAAAUAUCCACUAUACGGCCAAAACUAUGUGGACACCUGACUCGCACACCCAUACGUGGGCCUUUUCCGAACUGUUCCCACGUAAUCAGAAGCAAACGAUGGUAUAUAAUGGGAUGUCAGUGUGCGCUCUACCAUUAAAGGAUUGCUCCAGUGGAUUUAAUCUCAAACUUAUUUUAAGUAAAAGUAGGCACAGAUUUCACAAAUCAAACUUUAC